Biomphalaria glabrata is the source of this 1775-nucleotide messenger RNA. RefSeq names its product alpha-amylase-like. Lineage: Eukaryota; Metazoa; Mollusca; Gastropoda; Planorbidae. The record is from RefSeq and is a predicted model, not a curated record. The coding region runs from base 163 to 1677 and encodes 504 amino acids. The transcript is spliced from 12 exons. Gene Ontology annotation, molecular function: cation binding; alpha-amylase activity. Gene Ontology annotation, biological process: carbohydrate metabolic process.
UGGGCGGUCUGUGCGUGCAAUCACGUGGUCCAGGGCGUUGAUGCGGGACCAAAUAAGUAUACUUGUUAAAACGCUCUUUCAGCACUAAAUCUUCACACCUCAUGUACGCUCUGUUAUCAGGCAGACCCAGGUUGUCAUUUGAUUUGAGCAAAGCUAUCAACAAUGAUUUCUCAUGUAUUACUGGUGACGUUUUUUCACUAUGCCCUUUCGGCCUACACUGACCCUCACUGUAUUGGGGGCAGAGACGGUAUUGUCCAUCUAUUUGAAUGGAAAUGGAACGACAUAGCCGCCGAGUGUGUGAGAUUUCUUGGACCAUAUGGAUUUUGUGGUGUCCAGACCUCACCAGCAAAUGAAAACAGAAUUAUCACCAACCCUUACCGUCCUUGGUGGGAGCGCUAUCAACCCGUCAGCUACAAGAUUCAUACCAGGAGCGGCUCUGAGGAUGAGUUCCGUAACAUGGUUGAGAAGUGUAACAACUCUGGGGUUAGAAUUUACGUCGAUGUCGUCUUUAAUCACAUGACCGGGGCUGGAGGUCAAGGUUUUGGCACGAAGGGAACUUUCUACGAUGGAGACAACCUUCAUUUUCCGGGAGUUCCCUACGGUCCGACGGACUUUAACGACGGAAGUUUGUGUCAUUCUUGCGACAUGAAUAUCCACAGCUACGACAACGUUGAGGAAGUCAGAAAUUGUCGUCUUAGCGGACUUCUAGACUUAAAGCUGGGCAAAGACUACGUGAGAGAUGAAGUGUCCGGCUAUCUGAAUCGCCUGGUUGAUUUCGGAGUGGCCGGAUUUAGAGUGGACGCCGCAAAACACAUGUGGCCUGGGGAUCUGAUAGAACUUUUUAAUAAGGUCAAGGAUCUCCCAAAUGGAGGGCGCCCAUUUGUGUAUCAGGAGGUUAUAGACCAGGGAUGGGAAGCUAUCAAAGCCGAGGAAUACUUAGCUACUGGCAGAAUUCUCAACUUUAAAUUCGGACUGCAGUUGGCCAAUGUUUUCAGACGUCAGAACCCCAUGAUGUUUCUGAGCAGCUGGGGCACUGGCUGGGGCAUGUGGGAAUCUGACAAAGUGGUCAACUUCAUUGAUAACCAUGACAACCAACGAGGUCACGGUGGAGGUGGAGGCGUUCUGACACACUGGGAGCCCAAACCUUACAAGAUGGCCACUGCCUUCAUGCUGGCCCAUCCCUAUGGCAUGCCUCAAAUAAUGAGCAGCUUCGAGUACAACAGGGCCAACAAUUACGAGGGGCCACCACACAACAGCGACAUGACCACGGCCAGCGUCCAGAUUAGCGGCAUGUCCUGCACCAACGGUUGGAGCUGUGAGCAUAGAUGGAGACAGAUCUACAACAUGGUCGGCUUCAGAAACAUGGUCUCUGGUACUGCGCUCAACAACUGGUGGUCAGGCGCUGACUAUCAAAUUGCGUUCUCCAGAGGCAACAAAGGUUUCAUUGCCCUAAAUCUGGAAAGUUUUGACAUCAAUCAAAAUGUACAGACUGGUCUCCCUGCUGGAAGGUACUGUGACGUCAUCAGCGGUGACAUUGACAAUGACAGAUGCACGGGCAAGACGGUAGAGGUGUACAACGACGGUACCGCCCAUAUCAAUGUCUGCUCAAACUGCGACGACCCGGUCCUGGCCAUUCACGUUGGCGCUAAGAUUGGAUCACCCCCAAGACGCUUUUAAACCCAAUACAGAAGUUUUCAAGUAGAAAUCAAUUUUUUUACAUUUAUUUUAUUUAUUGAUGUAUUUAGAAUAAAUAAACCAAAGUAUUUACACAAAAA